GCCGCCGCCGCCGCCGCUGCCGGUAUUCGUCGCACCGUCGUCCAACGCUCUAGUCUCAUGCGUUCCACCGGUGAGUUCGCAGCGCACUAGUGUUGUAACGUUUUCUUUUUUUUUUUUCAUUUAUUUUGGCGCGCACCACGUUCUCCACGUGCAUUACGUAACGGCAUCUCGUCUCGUUAUCGUUCACGCAUGUAGUACUCGAAAACCGUCUCUGCACACAACACACGAACGCGGCGUAUAUGUUUUCGUGAUCCGUUUUUUCGAUGAGAGUUUGAUAAUUACAACUGUAUCAGAGUCUAAUAUGUUAUGUCUUUACUAAAGACUCAAUUCGUAGUUGACAACGACUCAAAUUUAGAAGAAAAAUCUUAUCGGGACGACAAUGACAAAUAUUCUAGUUGUAUCCUCAGGCCAAAUUCGCGAUCGACAAUCGAAAAUAGUGAUAUUGAAAGUGACAAACGCGAUUUUAGUCUAAGAGAUACCAUAAUGCCAGAGAAAUUAUUUAAAGUAAUUAUAAUAGGAGAUCCUACUGUAGGCAAGACUGCAUUUGUUAAACGAUAUGUUCAAAAGUCGUACAGUAGAGAGUACAAGGGUACCGUCGGUGUUGAUUUCGCAUUAAAAAUCAUUAAAGUUUCCGAUACGGAAACUAUUAAGUUACAACUAUGGGACAUAGCAGGUCAAGAACGAUUUACAUGGAUGACUCGCGUGUAUUAUAAAGACGCCCAUGGGUGUGUGAUUAUGUUUGAUUUGUCAAAUAAGAAUUCAUUUUUAAAUACUCUUAAAUGGAAAAAAGAUGUUGAUGCCAAAUGCACCCAAUCGGAUGGCAGUCCUAUACCAUGCAUGUUGUUGGGAAAUAAAUGUGAUUUACCUCAGCGGCAAAUCGACCAACUGGACAUUGAAGCGUUCUACAAGGAAAACAAUUUUAUCGGCUGGACAGAAACUUCAGCUAAAGAUGGACUGAUGGUGAAUGAUUCUAUGCAGUUUUUAAUCAACUCAAUGAUGGGCCAGUAUGCUGAUGAAACUGAUCAACCUGAUCUUGUAAAACUAUCGGGUCCUAAUCCUGAAGUCAAGAAAUCUUGUUCAUUUUGUUAGCUAUCAAUCAAGUUUUUAAACGCCACCAGUAUGUGUUUAAAACAAAAAAAAUUAUUUUUGUCAGAUAAUUCAAUAAAUAAUUUGUAAUCGCCAGUUGUUAUUAAACUAAAUAUCAAUAUUUGGAUCGUGUGUAGUGAUUAAUUUUAAGCCUCGAGAUGGUCUGUUCUAUUAGUCUAUUUGUCACAAUAAAAUAUAAAUGUUAUAAUAUAA
Messenger RNA from Sipha flava (yellow sugarcane aphid), 1299 nucleotides. RefSeq names its product ras-related protein Rab-7L1-like. The coding region runs from base 307 to 1089 and encodes 260 amino acids. Gene Ontology annotation, cellular component: trans-Golgi network; vesicle; Golgi apparatus. The record is from RefSeq and is a predicted model, not a curated record. The transcript is spliced from 6 exons. Gene Ontology annotation, molecular function: GTPase activity; GTP binding. Lineage: Eukaryota; Metazoa; Arthropoda; Insecta; Hemiptera; Aphididae. Gene Ontology annotation, biological process: vesicle-mediated transport.